This is a messenger RNA of Ochotona princeps (American pika), 2453 nucleotides long. It is a transcript of the gene EMX2, whose product is annotated as empty spiracles homeobox 2. The transcript is spliced from 3 exons. Gene Ontology annotation, molecular function: DNA binding; DNA-binding transcription factor activity, RNA polymerase II-specific. The record is from RefSeq and is a predicted model, not a curated record. Bases 1156 to 1911 code for a protein of 251 amino acids. Gene Ontology annotation, biological process: central nervous system development; brain development; neuron differentiation. NCBI's taxonomy places the organism in Eukaryota, Metazoa, Chordata, Mammalia, Lagomorpha, Ochotonidae.
CGAUGCUCCGGGCGAUCCCAGAUCCCCGGCUCCGGGUGGCGCGGGGCAGUAGCAGCCAAGCGCUGGGCGCGAGGAUUCCUCCCGUUGGUCUGUCCGUCUAUCCUACCAGCGCGGGCGCAGUUGGCUCGGGAUCCAGGAGGCGGCAGUUGGGGCGGCGCCGGCCCGGGACUCGGCAGGGACCCUGGUUCCCUGGAGGGAGUGGAGGUGGAGGUGGUAGAGGUGGUGGCGGCAGUGGUGGUGGAGGAGGAAGAGGAGGAGGAGAAGGAGGAGGAAGGGGAGGAGGAGAAGCUUGAAGAGGAGGUGGAGAAAGAGGAGAAAGAGGAAGAGGAGGAGGAAGAGUAGAGGAAAUCAGAGGAAGAGGAGGAGGCGAAAGAGGAGAGGCCGCAGCUGGCGCCGCGGGAACGAGUGAGCUGGGAGCGCGGGACUAGGGCGCGGAGAGGUCGGGAGGGAGGCUGGAGGCUCGGCCCGGGCGGCGGCGCCGACUCCGUUCCACUCUGGGCCCGGAUCCAGGCCUCCGGGUUCCCAGGCGCUCGCCUCCCUCUGACGCACUUUAAAGAGUCUCCCCCCUUCCACCUCGGGGCGAGUAAUAGCGACCAAUCAUCAAGCCAUUUACCAGGCUUCGGAGGAAGCUGUUUAUGUGAUCCCCGCACUAAUUAGGCUCAUGAACUAACAAAUCGUUUGCACAACUUGUGAAGAAGCGAACACUUCCAUGGAUUGUCCUUGGAUUUAGGGCGCCCUGCCCGCCUUUUGCAGAGCACAGAAAACUUUUUUUUCCUCUUGCCUCCCCCAAGAAACUUUACCCCCCCUUCUCUGCCUCUAACUCCGAUCCCCCACGCCAUCUCGCCAAAAAAAAAAAAAAAAAAAAACCCACCCCAAUCCACGCCUGCAAAUUCUUCUGGAAGGAUUUUUCCCCCCUCUCUCCAGGUUGGGCGCGUUUGGUGCAAGAUUCUCGGGCUCCUCGGCGUUGCCUCUCCCUCCCCUCCCCCUCCUUUCCUUUUUCCUUUCCUUUCUUUCUUCCUUUCCUCCCCCCACCCCACCCCCAAACAAACGAGUCCCCAAUUCUCGCCGGUCCUCGCCGCGGGCAGCGGGCGGCGGAGGCAGCGCGCCGCGGUCGCCGGGAGCUGGAAGCCCGGGGCGCCGGCUCCUCGGCGCAGCAUGUUCCAGCCGGCGCCCAAGCGCUGCUUCACCAUCGAAUCGCUGGUGGCCAAGGACAGUCCCCUGCCCGCCUCGCGAUCGGAGGACCCCAUUCGUCCCGCGGCGCUCAGCUACGCCAACUCCAGCCCCAUAAAUCCGUUCCUCAACGGCUUCCACUCGGCCGCCGCCGCCGCCGGCAGGGGCGUCUACUCCAACCCGGACUUGGUGUUCGCCGAAGCGGUCUCGCACCCACCCAACCCCGCCGUGCCGGUGCACCCGGUGCCACCGCCGCACGCCCUGGCCGCCCACCCCCUGCCCUCCUCGCACUCGCCACACCCCCUGUUCGCCUCGCAGCAGCGGGACCCGUCCACCUUCUACCCCUGGCUCAUCCACCGCUACCGAUAUCUGGGUCACCGCUUCCAAGGGAACGACACUAGCCCUGAAAGCUUCCUCUUGCACAACGCGCUAGCCCGAAAGCCGAAGAGGAUCCGAACCGCCUUCUCCCCAUCCCAGCUUCUAAGGCUGGAACACGCCUUCGAGAAGAAUCACUACGUGGUGGGCGCCGAAAGGAAGCAGCUGGCGCACAGCCUCAGCCUCACGGAAACUCAGGUCAAAGUAUGGUUUCAGAAUCGGAGGACGAAGUUCAAAAGGCAGAAACUGGAGGAAGAAGGCUCAGAUUCUCAGCAAAAGAAAAAAGGGACACACCACAUUAACCGGUGGAGGAUCGCCACCAAGCAGGCGAGUCCGGAGGAAAUAGACGUGACCUCGGACGAUUGAAAACCCAAACCAAACCCCACGGAAAUGGACGAGAGGGAAUGGAGGGGAAGAACGAAAACCCUACAAGACAAAACAAAACAAAACAAAAAACAAACCACACACACAUUCAUCGGGAAAGGGAGAGGGGCUGGACAAGCACCCAGGCACUUCGCAGACUCCGGACCUGGAGGUCGUGGGUCCCUAAUCCUCCACGAAGCUGUGCAGAGAUGGCAGAGGAUGGAGUGUCCUUCAUCAACGUGCGACCCUCGUCUAAAGAGGCAGCUGAGUGAGUGAGUGAGUGAGAGAGACAGACAGAGAGACAGGGGUGGGUAGGGGGGUGGAAGAGAGAGAAAGAGAGAGAUCUGAAUGUGGCAAAGCUGAAUGCUCUGACUCGGGGUAGCUGUCAGUCAAAUGCCAAACCAGUGAGACAAGAUGAUUGGCAGGUAUUCCGUUUAUUGCAGUCCACUUAAAAAAAUGACGAUAGUAAUGGUAAAAGCAAACAAACAACCCAGCCAGGCACAGGACUUUUUGUUUUGCACUUGGCAGUGUUGUCUCCCCAAUUU